Thyridium curvatum is the source of this 909-nucleotide messenger RNA. RefSeq lists its product as uncharacterized. Bases 1 to 909 code for a protein of 302 amino acids. The record is from RefSeq and is a predicted model, not a curated record. Gene Ontology annotation, cellular component: cytoplasm. Gene Ontology annotation, molecular function: oxidoreductase activity, acting on the CH-OH group of donors, NAD or NADP as acceptor. The transcript is spliced from 5 exons. Lineage: Eukaryota; Fungi; Ascomycota; Sordariomycetes; Thyridiales; Thyridiaceae.
AUGACCAGCGGAUUUCCGACCAAGGAUAAGAUUGUGGUGAUUACUGGCGGCGGGUCAGGUAUUGGCUGCGCCUAUGUCCAGAAAGCUCGGUCUCAGGGCGCUCGCGCAGUGAUCAUUGCGGACCUGCGCCUGACAGCCGACGCCCGCAAGAUCGUUGAUUCGGAUGACAAGGUCAUCUUCCAAGAGACUGACGUGACUAAAUGGGCCGACCUGCAGAGACUUAUCGACACGUCGGUCUCUACGCUGGGAGACAUACCGGAUAUCUUUGUGGCCUGCGCCGGCGUUUUUGAACCGGUCAGAUGUAUGAAGCCCUAUUCCAAUUUCUGGGACGAUCCGGAACCGUUGGAAGCGAACGGGUACGCCCAAGUCGACAUCAAUGUGAACCAUCCGAUCAAACUCACGCGUCUGGCAAUGCGAGCUGUUCUAGGCAAGAAGAAGCCAGCUGUCGUUGCCAUCGUCGGUUCCAUCGCCGGAUACAGCAAGCAGUACGUGGCUCCCAUCUACAGUGCCACAAAGCACGCCGUGGUCGGCUUUACACGCAGCAUGGGGGACGCCGAGAAGUUACAAGGCCUCAAGGUAGUUUGCGUGUGUCCCGGCAUCACAAUGACCCCGAUCUGGACGACUGGCGCCCCGGGCUCGGGUGAGCGCUUUGGGGUAACGUCGCAGAUCGCCACGACGGCUGACGCGGUAGCCAAUGCAAUCAAUGAGGCUGUUGAAUCGGCAAAGUAUCCAGGUGGAAGUAUUGUAGAAAUAUCGAACUUAGGAAUCAGGAGCAUUCCGGAGUGGCACAUUGAUCCGCCAGGCAUGGUGGAUGGCAAGAUGGCCGAAGGAACGGACGUCCCGCCCGAUAUGGUCCAGAAAGCUCUGGGUCCGAUCCUGGUGGUGACUGCGAAGGAGCGAGGUGAUUGA